Seriola aureovittata is the source of this 8871-nucleotide messenger RNA. It is a transcript of the gene alms1, whose product is annotated as ALMS1 centrosome and basal body associated protein. The transcript is spliced from 19 exons. Bases 1274 to 8281 code for a protein of 2335 amino acids. The record is from RefSeq and is a predicted model, not a curated record. NCBI's taxonomy places the organism in Eukaryota, Metazoa, Chordata, Actinopteri, Carangiformes, Carangidae. Gene Ontology annotation, cellular component: centriole; cytosol; centrosome. Gene Ontology annotation, biological process: regulation of centriole replication.
UGCAGCCGCUCAGUGUGGGAACAUAAAUGCACACAUACAUGCAUUAAAAAAAAACAACAAAAAAAACACACUUGAAUAAUUUAUUCAGAUGAAAAUAAACACGGGGAUUUACAUUAUGGAUGUAGUCCAACAGUUUUAUUGAACAUACUGUAUGUGCAGAAACAUAGAGACGUGGGUGUGAAGAGGAUCACCAGGAUGUUGUUUUAACCCAUUAACUUCAACUGUUGUAAUCUUUAUAUUACUGCUGCUUAAGAAACUGUUGUGCAAUAGUUUAAAUGCUUUUUUUCUUUUUCUUUUCAGGCAAAAAAAUAAUAUUUUAAAAGAUAAAUCUGGUGAUAUUAUAUAUUUUUCUAACCUGUUAGUGUUUUCACUGCUGGCUGACUUCUAUUGGCUGCACAAGCUUUUACAAUAAACCACACUGACUGUGGGUUUGACAAUGUUUUUGCAAGAGUUUUUGUUUUAUUUUAAGAGAUGUUUCAGUAGCAGCAUUUGUCUUUUAUCUGAUAUUCCUCUAGACUAUCAUGAACAGAGUUAAUGGAAGUCAACGGGCGACGGACCCACACAAGUCUAUAUUAACAGAACUGUAACACAGAUGUUGGGUAGUAAGGGAUACUCAUGUGUGGUUUUCAAAAAUCUGAUAAACUAGGUUUGUUUAUAUGAAUAUUCAUAAAUCAAGACAAACCAGCCACAUAAACUACAACCCAAAAUUACUAUAAAGAGCUAAAGAGACGUGAUUUGCAUCUAAAGUCACAGCUUGUAGUCUUUUGGAUAGUAACUCUUAUUUUCAGUAUUUGAGUUUGUUCGAUACUAAAUAAAGACGUUUUAACUUAAAUAAACACGAUCUGUCCUUUGAAUGAUGCAUCAUUUUCUCAUUAACAUAAAAACGUAUGUUUUUUUUUUUUUUUUACAGCAGUGGAAAAGAGUGACAACUUUUUAAUGUUCUGUACAGCAGAUUAUCAGCAUGAGUUCGUCAAGGGGAGACAAAAGCUGCUCCUGCUCAUUUCUUAGCAUUAGAUACUCCGCAAGCAAGGAAUGACAGUGUGGACAAAAGACUAGCCAUUAAUUUAUCUUCUCUAUAUGACCCUGAUGCAAAUGAGGAAAAUGAAAGCAAGCAAUCAAUUCCCUAAUUGGGUUUGUGCUAUUUUAACUUGUUAAGGGGGCCUCUGUCUAGAUUAAAAGGAAGGUCAAUUUCUCAUUGUGACAAUUACUGUAUUCAUUUCACAGAACAACAAAGGAAUCCAGCCAGGGUUGGGAAGAGACUGCAGAGAACCAGAUGCCUCCCCAUUGUAGGGUGGUGGCGUCUCCUCAGUUGCCAGCAGAUGAAGAUGGCAUUCAGUCUGUUGGACAGUCAUCCAUAAACCAACUGGGACCUCAAAGUCAUCGCAGUGCAAGUCGGGACCAGAGGCAGUCCAAGCUGUCAAGAAAUGACUCGGAGCUACAACAGCUGGAGAGACACUCUUUGGAGAUGCUUUCUGUAUCAUCAGAAUUUCAGGACAGUAACUUGUCUCCGGCCCUUUUGCUGUUGCCUGUAAACGCUGGAAUGGAACACAACUUCACUGAAUAUUCUUUAUUCCAACAAAGUGACAAUGAGUUUGCCCCUUUAAGGGCAUACCCAGACAUUUCCAUGGCAACAGACAGGUUUCACUUUCCACUCCAGGAUGCUACUACUCAGGCGUCUGAGUGUGGCUCACUGUCCCAGCACCCUUUGGCUCAGGCAACUAUCCUUUCUGAAGAAGGAGCAAGCCGCUGCUCUCUGUCCCAGCACAGUUUGUCACCAGGGGAUGAAGGCAGACGAGAGGAAAUAGUUCAUUCCCGACUGAUUGCCACCACUGACAGACAGGAUGGACCAUCCAGAGAUGAUGCAAGUAGCAAAGAGAAGGUCUCGGUGACACUUACUAACACUCUAGACAAGCUAGUAGGAAAGGCUGUAGAAGAUGAGACCUUCUUUCUGAAUAAGGAUAUUCCUGCCCAGCAGCUUCUGGAGAUCCUUCAGAAAGAUGUUGGGAUGCCUAGCAGCAGUAGUAGUGCUGUUUCCUCUGCUUCUGAGACAUCUGUGAAGAGCAUCGCAUCUUUUUCCAAAAACUCUAAAAGUAGCAAAGUCUGCAAACCAGGCAUUGACCAAAGCAUGGUUAGAAGAGAAGGUCCUCCAGGUGAAGCUUCUCUUCCACAACAACAGACAAAACAACCUGACAGAGUUACAAACCCUGACCAAUCAAGAACACUGUCAUCUGAGGUCUGUAAUAUCACUGUGGGUUCCCGCAGCACUCAGCCUGAUAACAGUAGUGAAGUGUUACACAGAGAGCUAUUGUCUGAGGUAGAGAGGCGCAGCAGCCAUGAAGCUGAAUCUAAAAACCAACAGUGGAAAGGUCCUUCACCUGGUCAGUGUCUCACUCCAUAUCCCACGGAAACAUCUGAAAGCAAGCCAAGUGUAACUCGAACAAAUCUGGGUGGCAUGCCAUGGACAGGGCCGUUUUCAGCAGGGGUUGAACGGGUUCAGAGAGAGCAAGAUCUUUGGUCCUCAGGUAACCAAACAGGGAUUGAUGGGUCCUACCUAGGUUUCCUUCCACAGUCUCAGUCCACGCCAGGGGUUUUUAAGGCCCCGUCCAAAUCCAAUGUCAAGGCUACAUUUGGGCAACUUUCUGCCAUAGAGUCCAGUAAAGAGAACUCCUAUCAGUCAAGCACAGGGAUCCCCUCACAUCCAGCUGUUCCUGAGGCUGACGUCCAUUGCCCAGACACAGCAAAUCAGUGCCAAGAGGAACAUACCUCUGCAAAAGUCCAGUCUCUUCCAAGUCUCAACUAUCUGCAGAAAGUCGACGCUUGGAGGGCAAAUCAGAGUUCUGGCAAAACGUCACUGUUUGAUAGCCUGGCGUUGCAGGGAUUUUCUGGUAUCUCUCCCAAAAAGAAAGCUUAUGAUGCAGUAUCUGACACCCUGAAUCGCAUCCUGAGUCAGCAGGCAAGGAAUUUACAACAGCCUCCUGUUUCAAGUGCCUCCAAUCAGAAUGUCAUACAGAGCUCCUCUACGGCUCCUUCUGGCUCCUCUUCCCAAAGAAGAGGGGAGGCAGUGGGCAGUGCGCCUAGUGACAAAGAUAACACUGGGUCUGCAGCAAGACCCUCUGCCUCACCCUUUGGCAGGUCGCAGUCCCACUCCUCUCUUAGCACAGUUGUCAUGUCGGUGCAGAAAGAUCAGCAGACGAGACCUGCAGAAAAAGAGAAGAGUCAGACUCAGGAUGAUGUCCAUCAUCAGCCGAGUACCACAGCUCAACCCUUACCUCUCAUAAGCCUUGGUCAGUUCAGUGAUGUGUCAGUUGAUAGAGACUUUACUCUUUCAAGUUCCCAAGAUAGUUACAACAGUGGAAUUAAAUUGGGAGCUUCCAUUGGAGCCUCUUCAGUCACCAGCCUUGAGGUUGAUAAUUAUGCCCCAUACUGGACUUCAAAACUGUCAACACCACCACCCCUGCCCAGACCGCGAGAGCUCAACAUUGAAGAACGAAUUCCGUUGUAUCUCCAUAAUCUGGGUAUUGACCAGUCUCCUUCAACAAUCUUGACUCCAUUUGCGCCCAGAGGGCCAAUCAGAGAACCUGAAUUCUCUCCUACUGAUCUCUUUACAAUUAAAGGAUCCAUUGGAACCUCAACCAAGAGCACUCAACCAUCUGAAGGUGGCAGUCCUCAUAAAGGAGAGUUUUCCAGGUCCAGUAUUCUGUCAGUGGACUCCACUGGAUCCAUACCGUUUAGCCUGGACAGUCUUGCUCCGGCUGUAUCCAUCCCAGAGCACACCAAGCGGGCUUCUCCUUCUACUUCAUCAGAUACAGAAGCUAUUCAGAGUAAAUACAGACGGGCACAGUCCUCCCAGCCUGAUCAAGACUUCCUCUCCUCCAGACUGCAACCCAGCCAGCAGCAGCAAAAGGACAGUGGUAUAGCCGUCAGCCAGAAUGCUGUCCAGCUUGGAGAGAGGUUUGACUCUGACCUCUUGUUAGCUACUAAGGUGAGAUGCGGGGAAAGAGACUUGGAGUCAUCCUUGCAAAUGAACCGUCGUUUGGAGCAAAGUGCAAAAGAUCCUUUUGUUAACUCUAAGGCCUUGGGGGAGAUCCGUAAACUACUCUCUCAGGUGGAGAAAGUGGUGUCUCCUGGGUCGUCCGCAGCUUCCUCUGCCUCCCCUGCAGCGCCCCGCCUGCUGUCUGAUGAUGACAUUUUCCUGUCAUUGAGGAAGAACACCAGCAGACUCCAGGAGUCCUCAUUCUCCUCCUUCUCUGCAACAGACCCCAGAACUCAUUCCUCCUUGCUGUGGGCCAGGUCCUCGUCCGAUUCCAUGUUAACCUCAGAGAAACCAAGGCAAAGCUCUAUAGGUCGAGAGAAUCUGACCUCAUCAUGGCAACCUGAUUAUCCAUCCACACAGUCUCUAACCACUGCACCUGCUGCAGGAACUUACAAAAGGCUACAAGACAGUGCUGUGAGUAGAGGUGCAGGGUCAUCUCUUGUCCUUUCCAAAUCAGCCCGGCGGGCUGAGCCUGAGGGCUGCAGCGCUGCACCUCCAGACAACAAAGUCCCAACGCAGCCAGCAGUCAUCAAGCCUCUGCCAGCUGUGAGUACACAACAGCUCACCUCAACACCUACAGAGACAGCGGGUGUCCCAGAGGAGGAAGAAAAGACUUCUUUUGGAGGUCCUGUACAGAGCAGUUCCUCAUCACCCUCCCUGGAGGACACCGAUCAGGGAGUGAUGAGUGAUGGAAGCAGUGACAGUUCACUGGCAGUCAGAGUGGCCAAGUUACUCCAGAGUGAAUCUCCAGCCACUAUGGUGUCCAGUACACCAAGCAUCACUGACCAAGAGGAGAACAAAGCAAGAGAGUGGAUUAAGAUGAAGAUAUCUGGACAGCAGUGUGAACCUCUGGAGUUGGACCAAGAAGACAGAAAGCGAAUUGAAGAGAUCAAGAGAGAGCUGCUGUUAAAAUACCCGAUGAAGAGCCAGUUGAGCACAGAUACAGAGAGCAGUGCAGCAUCCAGUGUGAGAGUCCCGAGGGGGCAGGACCCACCUCAGCCUGCAGAGACAUUCACCGCCCACAGUGAUGCGAACAACCAGCUGUCACAGCCGGUGCAAGGCCUCAGCACAAACCUCUCAGAUUCCCGUCUGCUGCUUCAAAGCUCUCUUCACCCAGAUCUAGAAGCUCAAGUGCUGGAGAUAGCUGCCAGAGAAGGAGUAACCCUCCCUAGAACAAACCCUCGGGCCCUCACAUCCAUCACCAUCGCCACCCGCAAGCGCUCCACCUCACCCUCUCCUUCCACGUCGCCUGCUCCUCCCAUCAGCCCAGCCCCAGAGCCUCUCCACCUGACCGAGCUCUCCACAGGAACAGUCGAACGUCCUCAGGCUAAAAGGCCCGCUGCUCAGAAUGAAGAAGAUAAGACAACAAGAGAGCCAGAAUCAGUGUUUGAACCGAAGAGCAGUCUCUACACCAGAAAACAAAGUCUAAAUACUCAGUUAAUGUCAGGAAAUCAGAAGAGACAAGAUGCUGUGGGAUGUCAGUUUGAAGAACCUCCUCCACCCUCACAGGGUUUGAAUAGAGAGGAUGUGAAUGCAAAAGAAGACAACACACCGUCUUUUCGGAGAGAUGAUAAGUUAUCCAUUCAGGACAGCUCUGUUUCUGGUUCUCAUGGAGCUGAGCAAACUGCAAGCUCAUCCACAUCUGGAUCCCCCGUCAGGACAGGUCACGUCUCACAUGUCCAUCUCACCCUGUCCCCGAAAGCCACGGAUCACAACUUGGCGAUCGCUGUGCACUCAAGUCAUGCUGAUGCUGUUGCGGGGAUGCCACGUAGAGAAUUUGUUCCGCUCAGACACUCUCCAUCUGCUGCCAGCAGUCCGGACGAAGGCGUUGGUUUGUCCAGUCCACCAGAGUGGUACGAGACCCCAGAGCCAAAAAGACAGCAGGGGCACGAAAGAGUGGGCGCCUCAUCCCUGUUUAAAGCUGCUGUACCUCCGGGGAGAAAGGCCUCCACAUCCAAAAAAACCUUUACACCAUGUUACAGAGCUGAAGCUUCUCAAAGACCCUUAACCACUGAAUCACCAGCAGUGCCUGUCCUGCUGCCAUAUAAACCCCGGGGCAGCAAGGAGCUCUUCUACGUCCCUCAAGCAGAAGCUGACGUCUCCUCUACAGGCCCUUCGGACACCACCAUGGAGAGCUCACACACAGGCUCGGACGACGCUGUGCCCCCACGCUUCAGCAGUGAGGUCCUCGGGCACCAGGACCCGGGGUUGGACCGUGGAGUCACCAUCAGACACACAGAGGGGAUCUACAGCAAGAGGUUGAAAACAGCCACCUUCAAAAUGCAAGCACCUGGACACAGAGGCGCCUCUGUGAUAGCGGACAAAAGUUCACAAACAAGUCUGAGCCAAACUCCAAAGACGUCUUCUCAAGUAUCCCUUGCCUUUACCAGAGUGCCUUUAUCGAGCAACCAAGAAUCCUCCAAGAGAGACCGUGGGACCAGCCCACUGCAGUUUCUUCAUUAUAAUCAACCAGAGCCAAGUCGUGACAGAUUUCAGCCAGUUCAUGAGGAAGUGGAUGAAGAUGAUGCGAGCCAUCACCUGGACCAAAGCCCUGACCCUCAGCAAGGAGGAGAGCGUGACCAGCAGAGGAGGGACCCCGACGUCCCUCACCCUGCUUCCCAGCAGAGCAACAGCAGUCUGGACGAGCUGUGGCAGAAGUUCUGCGAUCGGUGGACCAUCGAAGAGUCCCGUUCAACAAGAGAGGCAUCGCUGCUGGAGCGGCUAGAGCGCCUGUCUCGUCUUAUUCAAAACACAAGGGGCACCGAUAUGUCAGAAUCACAGGACGAGGAAUAUCAUGAUCCUUACAGCACAAAACCGAGGCGAGGAAGGAGAGGAGAGGAUGCUACAAGGGAAGAGAAAAGGCGGGAUGUCAGAGAGGGUAAAAAGAGUUUACAUGCUGAGGCCGGAGAGUGGAAAGUCAGAGGAAGUAGAAAAUUUGAUGAAGAACCUCCCGCUGCUCGUCAGGCCUGGACGCAGAGAACACCUGAACCUUUAGACCAGGACAGUCGCACCUCCAGCCUCUCCCACAGCUCCUCCCAGAGUCAGCACCUCUGUCCCGCAGACAGAGACGAGUCAGAGACUUUGUCCACCUUAUCCGGCUCCAUGUCCACCGUCGACACGGCCCGCUUGAUCCGAGUCUUCGGCGCCCACAGAGUCCAGCACCUGAAAACCAGCUCCAGCCUCAGUAAACUUUACGACACGAUCAACAAGCAGAAAGAUGGGAGGGAGCAGAGGAGAGGGAGAAACAAAGAAUCUCUGUCCAUCAUCACACCAUCAGAGACCAUCGGCACUGAUGAAGCCUCAGUUGCUGCUGAUUCUGCAUCUUCAACCAGCACUUCCUCCCUCCCACUGCAUCGUGGACCCACCAAGACUCUGGCAGCGAAGAAGGCCGUUAAACUGGUCAGCAAAGGCAUCCAGACAGCAGGUGACCUGGAGAUUGUUAGUAACGGGACUCGACGCCACACCAGAGAUGUUGGAACCACGUUCCCCUCGCCUCGUGAAACCAGAGCUUCGAGGCAGAUUUCAUCUUCCUCCACAGGUGUAGAGAGAGGAAGAGGAGGGCGGAGGAGCCCCUCUAAAAUUCAGUCCUCAGAAAAGCAGAGAAAGAGCAAGCGGAGCCCAUCUAAGCCUUACCCUGAAGGCGUUUCUUGGUUCAUCUCUGCUGACGACGUGAGAUCGGAGGCAAGGAAGGAAAACCAGCAAGAGGAGGAAGAGUCGACGUGGAGGCCGAGCACCGCCUGGUUUGAACCGUAUAGCAGAACACACCCGUGGAGAGAACCGCUCAGACAGAGACAGUCUAACUUCAUACAUCGUGCUGAACCUGAUCCAGAUCUGAGAACAAAAACAAUGUCCUCUGGUCUGUCACGCGUCUCUCUCCAGGAGGCUUUGGAGAUGCGCCGUCCAGAGUUCAUCUCUCGGUCCACACAGAGGGUGAAGCGUCUGGCUCUGCAGGUGGAGGAGAGGAAGCUACAGGCCGUCUUCACCAGAGAGAGACACGAUCUCUUCAACCAGCACGGAGGACCGGGGAGGCUGCUGAGGCCUGCAGGCACUGCUCUGCUCAGGAGAGCUGUUCCCAGGAAGGAGAUGAUCCAGAGAUCCAAACUGAUCUAUGAGAAGCUUCCGGAGGUGCAGAGGAGGAGAGAGGAGGAACGAAGGAAAACAGAGUACAGAUCUUACCGGCUGAACGCCCAACUCUACAACAAGAGAAUCACCAACCGUGUCCUGGGCAGACAAACAGCAUGGCAGUGAUCAAACGGAGCAGCAAAACUUUUUUACAAAGGCUGACAAAGAUGCACUGGCUUAAAUGUCUUUAUUGAUCAGUUAUCGGUUGUGCAAGAGCAGGAAGCCACACGAGGAGAAGGUAAGACAAGUUAGCUGCAGAUUCAGUACGUCAGCUGCUCACUCAGAGCACAGAUAAACACAAUGAAUAAAUAAGAAAUGUCUGCAUUUUCCCUCUCAAACUACAGUUAUGUAGAUGCACUAUGCCCAUUAAUUUAACUACAAAAUAAAACUUCAAGUUAGGACAGUACUCUGUAAACAUAAAUACUCUAACAAAUCAUUAAAUAAAACAAUUAGCAUGGAUUGAUAAAACCAAAAGCCUUAAAAUCAGCGAUGGCAAACGUGGUGAAGAGAAACAAAGACUCUUUGGCAAAGAUGUAGUUUUGCUUUAAACGAGGUUUGGUUGAAACAAAUGAAAAAUAAGGCAGGUGACCGCUCUUUACCACAAGGCUCUCUGCAGGUUUAAGGCUCGGACAAAGUUUAAGUCUGAAACAGCAACAGGAAACUCAUCAGAACACAGUUAAUACAGUCGUUUGGAUUUUUGUAAUUCAGUAGCUUUA